UUCCAUAAUUUCUACGUUUAUAUUCUUUUCUUUUCACUAGGAGACGAAAUUUAUCCAAUAUAUUUAAGAGAGUAAGACCUUUACCAGUUUGGAUAAUCACAAUCACAAUAUCAAUUUGACUCUGCACAAUUUUAUUCUGCUGAAUAAUACAAAGUUGAAAGAGACAUUUUCCUUCUUUUUAGAGCAAUUUGGAUAAAACUAUAUCUUUUCUUCUUUAUGUUUGACUUGUCCCUAUUGGAAAUGAACGUUUUUUUUUGCUUUCUUAUAUAUGUUGACAAUUUGUGGUUUUUACAAAGUUCAAAGUUGAUGGUACAAGAGAAGGCAGUGAAAACCUUUAAACCUAAACAGUCAGGUUUACCUUCAAAAGCACCUCAACUAUAUAGUCGACUACUUGGAAGAGACAAUUCAACUAUGAUUUAAAUGCUAUGAUGAAAAACGAGAAGAGAUUCGAUAGAAUAGACUCAGUUGGACUGAAUUGAACUUUUUUGAAAAUAAGUUUUCUCUCAGCAUAAUCCACAAUAUCAAAUGUCACUAUUGUCUGCACAUAUUUUCAGAGGAGAAAGAAACAGGAGUUGUUGACCCUUACAGAAAUUGUGUAUUGAUGAUAUGCACUUGUGUGCAGGAGAAUGAUUUGGUUAAUACACUAGUGCAAUCUUUCAAAUAUUUCGGAGAUAUCUUUGAACAAGUUUGAAAACUAAAAGUUUUUCAUUUGAAGGCUAUUUUUGGUGUCAAUUUUGCAAUAUUGCAGAGUUGUAGCAAUGAUUCAAAAUGAAUAGACUAUAUAUACAUACAUGUUGAAUAUAACUAGAAUGAAAAAUAUCCUUUCUUUUCCAAGUACUUAGUAAAGUGGUUACCGAAAGAAUAUCUCAAAACAUUCUUCAUGUGUCUGCUAUGUUGUCUUUCUAGUCUGUUGAAAGAAGAACAGUAACUCCUUUUAUAUAAUUCUCAAAGACUGAGACAGAAAAAGUUGUUUGUAGAUUUCACUUGGACUGUCCUUCCUGUCUUUUGUUAACUGAAUAGAAGAGAGUUUUCCUCGGUUUUAGACCAAACGAAAAAAGUGGCAGCAAAAACUUCAGGCUUCAUCCAACUUGAGAACCUACACUGCGGUCUUAAAA
Molecule: messenger RNA, 1115 nt
Organism: Galdieria sulphuraria
Lineage: Eukaryota; Rhodophyta; Bangiophyceae; Galdieriales; Galdieriaceae
Exons: 2
Coding region: 217-420 (67 amino acids)
Source: RefSeq, a predicted model, not a curated record